AGCCUGAAGCGUUUCAGUGAAUUUGUCCGUCGAUGAUCUUACAUACGACUAGAUUUCUCGUAGUACGUCUACCACAAUCGAUGAUCCAAUAUCCAAACUGCAAGAGUGCAAGUCGACGAACAGCCGUGUUUGGCAUACCAUCCAGAGUAAUUUGUAAACUCUAACCGGGAAAGAAAAAAAAAAAAGGGAAAAGGAAGAAAGAAAUCAACGAUGCUACGCAAUAUUUUUAACAUCGGCAGGUUUCUGUCUAGCUCUCACUGCCGGCCAAUUCGCCCACUACUUUCCACGAGGUGUCUCUCUAUGCAAGAAUGUGGAUCUCCAAAGAUUGUUGGGCCAAUAACUCCAAACAUCCUUAUCCCACUGAUGCCAAAAAUCAGCCCAACCACCCAUGUCAAAAAUGAAGGAAAUAAUAUUCUUGACUUUUGGAAAGUGCCUCAGCAUCUACCAACAUCAACAGGAUUUCCUGUCAUAAUUGAUAUUUCAUUACCCAUUAGUAGCCCAGAUAAACCACAGCUUGAAAAGCAAGCUGCGCGGAUGAUUGUUAUUAGACGAAGGAAAAUGAAAAAGCACAAACUGAAGAAGCUAAGAAAAGUGAGGAAAUUUGAAUAUAGAAGAAUGGCUCUGAAAAGAAAAACCAAAAAAGAAAAAGAUUUUCAGAUGAAACUAAUGGAACAGGUCAAAGAAGCUGAAAAAUUUGAUGCCAAAUCACAUGUUGAGGGCAUCAUCAGAGUAGCAAAAGAAGAUAUUUUGAAAAAACGGCAACCUCAUCCUACUUUUAAGAGAAACCCAUCAUUGUAUGAUGGGAAUGGUAACAGAAUCCUUUUGAAUCAACAUUUAUGUGGAAGGAAAUGACAGAUGCCUUUAUAGAUAUAAAAAUUGGUAAUAAACUAGUUUGAUGUGAAA
Daphnia magna is the source of this 903-nucleotide messenger RNA. RefSeq lists its product as uncharacterized. The transcript is spliced from 3 exons. The record is from RefSeq and is a predicted model, not a curated record. NCBI's taxonomy places the organism in Eukaryota, Metazoa, Arthropoda, Branchiopoda, Diplostraca, Daphniidae. The coding region runs from base 211 to 852 and encodes 213 amino acids.